Messenger RNA from Mirounga angustirostris (Northern elephant seal), 2514 nucleotides. Its product is annotated as 10 kDa heat shock protein, mitochondrial-like. Gene Ontology annotation, molecular function: protein folding chaperone; protein-folding chaperone binding; metal ion binding. The transcript has a single exon. The coding region runs from base 990 to 1307 and encodes 105 amino acids. Lineage: Eukaryota; Metazoa; Chordata; Mammalia; Carnivora; Phocidae. Gene Ontology annotation, cellular component: mitochondrial matrix. The record is from RefSeq and is a predicted model, not a curated record.
UAUUCCUCAUGCAGAUACAUAUUUUGUUAGAUUUCACUAAUGCGAAUAUUUUGUUCUUAAUUUCAAAUUCCAUUUGUUCACUGCUGGUAUAUAGGAAAUCAAUUGUCUUUUGUAUAUUAACCUUGUAUCCUACAGCCUUGCUAUAAUUGCUUAUUAGUUCCAAGAGAUUCUUUUUUUUCCCAAUUCUUUCAGACUUUCUACAUAGGUGAUCAUGUCGUCUGUGAUCAGACACUUUUAUUUCUUCCUUUCCAUGCCUAUAUUUAAACAUUCCUUUCAGAUAUGAGCUUAAUAACCUCUGACCUUGAGCAGUGUUUUUCACACUUCAAGUCUUUACACAAUAAUAUGAUAUAAAAUCAGUUUAGUGGGCUGCAGUAAUUAUCUUAAUGAAAAAGAAUAGAAUGGAAUAAAAAUCUCAGAAUUCAUCAUGUAUAGUAAGAAUAGUAUUUUUGUCUGACACUUCCUUUAGUUAUGUGGAUAUAUGUGCUUACUCAAUCUUGAUAUAAAACAUACUUUUAAGAAAACAAAACAAAAAAACCAUAUUUUUAAACUGUAGGUCAUGAUAAAAAUGAGAAACCCAAAUCUCGUGGGCCAUCUUUGAAAAAGUUUUGUAGCCUCUAUGCCAACUCUUUCAGUGCCUAGCCAUCUGUUAUAUCAUUGAUUUGUUGGUCACUUGUCAGAUAUUUAUUGAAUGUCUGAACUGAGUAUAUUCAUAGUGACAGAAAAGGCUAAGCUUCUUCCGUCAUGGAGUUUACAUUAUGGUGGGAAGAGACAGAUAAAUAACUAGAGUGUGAAAACUGUAUGGCACAGUAGAGGAUAAUUUAAAUAUGUGAGGGCUUGAGUGAUUUGAGGAGGGGACAUUUGAACUAAGAUUUGAUGGGUGAAAAGGAUCCAGUCAAGUGAAGAACCACAGAAAGAAUUACCUCUUUAAAAAGAAAGUUAUUGCACGGCGGCAGCUCCAGAGCAGAGUACGAACUGCGGCGGCCGGAGUCAUGGCAGGGCAGGCGUUUAGAAAGUUUCUUCCCCUCUUUGACCGAGUUUUAGUUGAAAGGAGUGCAGCUGAAACUGUAACCAUAGGAGGUAUUAUGCUUCCAGAAAAAUCUCAAGAAAAAGUGUCGCAAGCAACAGUAGUAGCUGUUGGAUCAAGCUCUAAAGGAAAGGGUGGAGAGAUUCAACCAGUUAGUUCAGUUAGUGUGGAAGUUGGAGAUAAAGUUCUUCUCCCAGAAUAUGGAGGCACCAAAGUAGUUCUAGAUGAUAAGGAUUAUUUCUUAUUUAGAGAUGGUGACAUUAUCGGAAAGUAUGUGGACUGAAAUCAUUAUUAAAAUGGCAUGGAAGUGAAGCUGCCCAUUCCAGUGAAGUUGUGAAAUCUUUCAUCAUGUAAAUAAUUUUCAUGUCUCUCUUUUAUAAUAAACUAAUGGUAUCCAAAAAAAAUAAAAAAGGAAAAGAAAAAAAGUGGGGCGCCUGGGUGGCUCAGUCGUUAAGCGUGGGAUUGAGCCCCAUGUUGGGCUCCCUGCUCGGCGGGAAGCCUGCUUCUCCCUCUCCCACUCGCCCCUGCUGUGUGCCCUCUCUCACUGUGUCUCUCUCUGUCAAAUAAAUAAAUAAAAUCUUAAAAAAAAAAAUAUUUGUUGAAAGUUUGAACCAAAUGAAAAACUAAACACCACCUUUUAAAAAAGUCCGGGUACUUGAAUUCUAAGCCUCAUUUGUCACUGUCUGCGACUCCUGGUAAAUUUAAACAUUCUUUCCUAAUUCAUUUUCAUAAUCUAUACAAAAGAUAAAAGAAUAGUAUCUAUUUCUACUUCACAAGGAUGUCAGAAAAAUAAGGGAGAAGGAAAUAUAACACAAUGCUUUAAAAACAAAAUCUCUGAAAUCAAAAUGUCUAGGUGCAAUUCUUGGCUCUGUUACCUAUUAGCUGUGUGACCAUGGGCAAUUCAUUAAUUUGUCAGUUUUCUCAACUGUAAAAUAGGGGUGAUAAUACUUAACUCAUACAAUAAUUAUGGAGAGUAAAUGAAGAAAAUCCAUGUUAAAUCACUUAGAAUCCUGCUUGAUAAGCAGUAAAUGCUCAAUAAACAUUCAAUGAUAAUUACUUACAUAUGUAAAAUUCACACAUAGGUAAAGUAACUGGUUUUAAAAAUCUACUUGGCAGACAGAUCAUUUAAAUCUCAAGUAUUCUGAAUUUAAAAUCAAUACACUGGAACAAGAUAGAGCUAUAUACAUUCUCCAUAAUUUUUAGAGCCUAAAAUAAUUAGGAAACAAAGUUUAUCACAAAUAAAAUACAGCAUCAACAAAAUAACUUUUUUUUUAAGAGAGGGAGAGAGAGAAUCUUCAGCAGGCUCCACACCCAGCACUGAGCCCAACACUGGGCUCGAUCUCACGACCCUGAGAUUGUGACCUAAGAUGAAAUCAAGAGUCUGAUGCUUAACCAACUGAACCACCCAGGCGUCCCCAAAAUAACUUUCUUUUUAUUUAUUUAUUUUUAAAGAUUUUAUUUAUUUAUUUGACACAGAGAGACACAGAGAG